Molecule: messenger RNA, 477 nt
Organism: Miniopterus natalensis
Lineage: Eukaryota; Metazoa; Chordata; Mammalia; Chiroptera; Miniopteridae
Gene: MRGPRG
Product: MAS related GPR family member G
Biological process (GO): G protein-coupled receptor signaling pathway
Cellular component (GO): plasma membrane
Molecular function (GO): G protein-coupled receptor activity
Source: RefSeq, a predicted model, not a curated record
AUGUUUGGGCUGUGGAGAGCCUUCGCCAGCGUGGUCUUCUACCUGACCCUGGCCUUCGGCUGUGGGGGGCUGGUGGGGAACGGGCUCGUCCUCUGGCACCUGGGCCUGCACGUCAGGAAGGGGCCCCUGGCCGUGUACGUGCUGCACCUGGCCGCCGCCGACUUCCUGUUCCUGGGCUGCCAGGUGGCCUCCUGCGUUGCCCAGGCCGCCCUGGGCUCCCAGAGCGCCCUCUCCUUCGUCAUCCCCUUCCUGGGCUUCGCCGCGGGGCUCUGGCUGCUGGCGGCCUUCAGCCUCGAGCUCUGCUUGUCCGAGGUCUUCGCCACCUGCUACCAGAGCUGCCGCCCCAGGCACACGUCGGGCCUCGUGUGCGGCCUGCUUGGGAGCCAGCAUCUCACGGCCGCGGGGGUCGUUUAUGAGGCUGUCGGCUUUCUCACUCGAGAGUGGUGCGCGGCCUCUUAUGGGGAUCUGGGAGUAUGA